Phymastichus coffea is the source of this 2597-nucleotide messenger RNA. RefSeq names its product mitochondrial Rho GTPase (gene Miro). The record is from RefSeq and is a predicted model, not a curated record. The transcript is spliced from 12 exons. Gene Ontology annotation, molecular function: GTP binding; GTPase activity; calcium ion binding. Gene Ontology annotation, cellular component: mitochondrial outer membrane. The coding region runs from base 568 to 2583 and encodes 671 amino acids. Lineage: Eukaryota; Metazoa; Arthropoda; Insecta; Hymenoptera; Eulophidae. Gene Ontology annotation, biological process: small GTPase-mediated signal transduction; mitochondrion organization.
GCGAGUGCGGCGCGCAAUCUUGCGGAUAGAUUCUCUCCCCGGCGAAGUGAACGUUCGUUGAAUAUCAUCAAAACGGGUGCAACGAAGAUAGAGCUAGGCAAGGGACCGACGCGAAGCCUAAUACAUCAACUCUCUCUUUUUAUCCCUCGCGUAGUAUAUGUGUGUGUGAGAAAGGAGGAACGAAAGUAAUAACCUUGAAAAGCCCACCCUCGAAGCAUCGUCAGAGGGAGCCUCACGUUGCGGUUGAGAGAGAAAUUCGUCCACUCCGCAAGCCAGUCAACGGCGCUUCAUCGAUGGUAUAGAAAGAGAACGAAACAGAAUAGGCGAUAUCACGUUUUGUACUUCUCUGUCAUUGUUUACGUAAAGAUUUUUUUUUGGAAUUCCGAAUGCGGAGAACCGAAAGAAAGGAUGACAAUGACGAAGGUUAGGUCGUCGUCGGGAUGUUGAGUAUUGUGUUCUUUCAUUAGUGUCACAUUUCAAAGAGUGUUACGAGUACUUGCUUGAGGUGCUUGGAGCAUGAAAAAUAAGGAUGUGUAGCAGCAAGUGAAUUUAAGCAGAGAGAGAAAAAUGGUUGUGACUGGUAAUUUGGCUCAUCGCACCCAAAAUUCCGCUAGAAAAAAUGUCAGGAUUUUACUCGUGGGUGAUCGAGGAGUCGGCAAAACAUCUUUGAUAUUGUCACUAGUGAGUGACGAGUACGCUGAAGAUGUUCCCAGUAAGGCAGAGGAAAUCACCAUACCUGCCGAUGUCACUCCUGAGCAAGUGCCCACAAGGAUUGUUGACUAUUCCGCUGUGGAUCAAACAGAGGAUCAACUUUGUGAUGAGAUCAUGAAGGCACAUGUCAUCUGUGUUGUCUAUUCAGUACCAGACAGGGAAACAUUGGAUAAUGCAAAAUCUUACUGGUUACCACUGAUCAGAAAAAACACCUCAAGCAGUCGCUGUCCUGUUGUACUUGUGGGCAAUAAAAUUGAUGUUAUAGACUAUUCAACAAUUGAAGAAGUCUAUCCAAUCAUGAAAGAGUUUUCAGAAAUUGAAAGUUGUAUUGAGUGCUCUGCCAAAACAUUGCAGAAUAUUUCAGAAAUGUUUUAUUACGCACAAAAAGCUGUUUUACAUCCAACAACUCCAUUGUAUAAUUACGAUUCUCAGGAGUUGACUGAAGAGUGUAAGAUAGCUUUACAGAGGAUAUUUAGGAUUUGUGAUGUUGACAACGAUGGUCUAUUGAGUGAUGCUGAACUAAAUGCAUUUCAACAAUGGUGCUUUAAUACUCCUUUACAACCUCAGGUGCUAGAAGACGUGAAAGCUGUCCUGUCUAAAAAUAUUGAAGAUGGAGUUUUCAAUGGUUUUGUUACAAUGAAAGGCUUCAUGUUUUUGCAAUGUUUAUUUAUUCAAAGAGGAAGAAAUGAAACUACAUGGGCUGUUUUAAGAAAGUUUGGCUAUGAUAAUGAUCUUCAAAUGUCAAAAGACUACAUUCAUCCUCUUCUGAAAGUUCCUUCUGGUUGCACAACGGAACUAUCCCACAAAGGUCAAGAAUUUUUGACCCAACUUUUUAUGCUUCAUGAUCGAGAUAGGGAUAAUGCGUUAUCUCCUCCUGAGUUAGAUUCUUUAUUUUCUAAGUGUCCUGUACCACCAUGGAGAGAUGAAUACAAAUAUAUAGUUGCAACUAAUGAACAGGGAUGGAUCACUUAUCAGGGGUAUAUGUGUCAGUGGACUUUGAUGACAUACAUGAAUGUCAAAAAAACAUUAGAAUAUAUGGCUUACCUAGGGUAUAAUUUGUACAAUAAUGAAUGCCAAACAUCAGCAAUUACUGUAACGCGAGAAAAGAAGCUCGAUCUUGCUAAAAAACAGUCGAGUCGUAAUGUUUAUUGCUGUCAUGUCAUUGGACCAAGAAGUUGCGGGAAAACUACAUUGUGUAGAACGUUCGUUGAUCCUAAACUUGAGACACUAAACAAUGACAAUGUAUCAAGCAACUCACAUGUCACUGUAAAUACAGUCCAUGUUUAUGGGCAAGAGAAAACUAUAAUUUUAAGAGAUAUAAAUAUUUUAAAUGUUCAGGAUGCUCUCACACCAGCUCAGAUUCAGUGUGAUGCUACUGCUCUCGUUUAUGAUGCUAGUAAUCCAAAAUCUUUUGAAUACAUAGCCAGGAUUUAUAUAAAAUAUUUUGCUGAGAGUAAGAUUCCUGUGUUAAUAAUAGCGAAUAAGAGUGACCUUCCAGAAGCAAAGCAGGAAUACCUAUUACAACCGGCGAGCUUCUGCAGCAAGUACAAAUUAAUGCCACCACAGCCUUAUAGCAUUUCGCGAACUGUGCGUCGCGAAAUCUUUGUAAAACUGGCUACAAUGGCAGCCUUUCCCCGCUUUCAAGCAGCGUGGGUAUUGUUUUACAAACACAGCCCAUUGAGGCGAAUGGUGCAUAUGUUGCUUCUGAAACCAUUACCCAGUCAGUGGUGGAGCUCUGUUGCAAGACACAUGAAACAAUUUGGAUUGAUGCAAGGAGACUCAAUCGUCUGGUGGAAAGCUGGAAUUGGAAUAGCUGUGGCAACUAUUGCGGGUUUCGUGGUCAUGCGAAUUUUCAACACUGAUAAAAGAUAGUCUACCAUUCCCUC